Nematolebias whitei (Rio pearlfish) is the source of this 851-nucleotide messenger RNA. It is a transcript of the gene caprin2, whose product is annotated as caprin family member 2. The transcript is spliced from 2 exons. The coding region runs from base 1 to 765 and encodes 254 amino acids. Lineage: Eukaryota; Metazoa; Chordata; Actinopteri; Cyprinodontiformes; Rivulidae. The record is from RefSeq and is a predicted model, not a curated record. Gene Ontology annotation, molecular function: protein binding.
AUGCACAGAUGUGAGGCCAAGUGCUACGGUCUGACGCAAGCAGCACAAGGCGUUGUGCUGAGCCAGUAUGUGGAGUGGACCCCUGGUGAACAGUUUCCCAUCUGCGUACACCGACAGCACAGGCAGGACUCUUAUCAGGUGGCGGUGGGCAUGUUGCCCCCGGAGAAGUGCCAGGCAAUAUAUCACCCUGCUGCCUGGAGCGACUCGUCUCAAGUGAGCAGCCCAGACAGAGAGGGAACCUUUACAAUUGUGGACUCUGGUCACGGAGAUUCUAUGUCUGGAUCUACAGUUGAGGUUCCUCCGACUCCACGCAACCACAACCCAUCUACCUUACUCCCCAUGCACCUCUAUCAGCUUCCCCAGCCACUGCGAGUGGCUUUCACUGCCUCUCGCACCGCCAACUUUGCCCCCGGCAACCUUGACCAGCCAAUUGUGUUUGACCAGCUCCACAGCAACCUCGGGGAGAUGUAUGACACCCACAUUGGCUGUUUCACCUGUCCGGUGAACGGAACCUAUGUCUUCAUGUUCCACAUUUUGAAGCUUGCUGUUAACAUUCCCCUUUACGUUAACCUCAUGUGCAACGAGGAGGUCAUGGUAUCUGCAUAUGCCAAUGAUGGAGCCCCAGAUCAUGAGACCGCCAGCAACCAUGCAAUCUUGCCCCUGUUCCAGGGAGACCAGGUGUGGCUCAGGUUGCAUCGUGGUGCCAUCUAUGGUAGCACCUGGAAGUACAGCACCUUCUCAGGCUUUCUUCUGUACCAGGACUGAUCUGCUGAAAGUCCCAACAGUAGUGGCUUUUUUGGUGGUGGAUGUGAUGUUGUACACUUAAGACCAAAUUGUAUCACUAAGAUUUU